Molecule: messenger RNA, 5616 nt
Organism: Dicentrarchus labrax (European seabass)
Lineage: Eukaryota; Metazoa; Chordata; Actinopteri; Moronidae
Gene: nkpd1
Product: NTPase, KAP family P-loop domain containing 1
Exons: 5
Coding region: 1084-3447 (787 amino acids)
Source: RefSeq, a predicted model, not a curated record
UUUUUUCAACAGAAACUACUUUCUACUUAAAAAUAAAAUAUCAGUCAUUAUUUUAUGGCAGCUUAUGGUAUCAUUACAGAAGUUUUACAGUUGUAGUUUGGUAUCCUUUUGCGCAUACUGGUCAGACUUUGUACCGUCAAAGUUAAACAUAAACUUUAUCAAAAAGAGAGGUCUGUAGCUCUGUUUUGUACUUCUGUCAGACGGUCUACAAAGCUAUUAGGCAUGUGCAGGCAAGAACUCAAACAGGAAAUAUGUAGCCAACAGGGAAAGGGACUAAGUAAUGCAAGGUAAUCAUUGACACAGCAAAAACUGUUGACAUUUCUUUGCUCAUAAAAAAAAAAGGCUGACCUCUAGGAGGGUACACAGCCAUGCAUGAAUGUCAGGAUAUCAUCUCAAAACAAUUCACAUAAAUGCCUGUCAAUCAGCACUCAGAAAGAGAACUAAAAACAAUCACUGUGGGUUGUGGGCUUUCUUUUUGUCACAUAAGCACUUUCAAGGACGUGCUUUUCUACACGGAGUGCUUUCCAUUUAGCUACAUAGCUGUUCUAAACAAACAAAUAUUCAACACCAAAUCCUCAAGUUCAGCUGAGAGUACUGAAUCAACAGUGUCAAACCAGUAUAUGUUUUUGCACUGAAGCUCCCCCAUCACAGGAGACUGAAUGUACCUUGUCUGCUUAGACAUGAUACACAGCAUGUUUAUAUUUCCCAGGACUAUUUACACCAAAUCUACCAAGCUUCCUGAAGUGCUCAUUUGUGUACUUUCACAUCUCUGUUUCUAUUGUUUCAGUUCUUCAGGGUAGAGAUGGGGUCCAAAUAGUACAGUCGGGUUGCAGCUACUGCAGUAGUGCUAAUAGGACACUGUAGCCUACCUGCCUUUCAAAGUCAAAAGUUAAAGGGCGUAAGAAAAUAUUGAAAAAUAUUGUAUUGCAUCGUCUUGUAUAUUGUUUUGUGAUAUUGUAUCGAUUCUCAAGGAUUGGAUUUUUUAAAAAUUAAAUCGCAAUAUAUUGCCGAGCUUACAGUAUCGCAAUAAAUCGCAAUAUAUUGAAUCGUGAUACGUAUUAUAAUGCCAGAUUCAGCCCUUCUAUGUGUGGAAAUAAGGGAGGUGCCUGUAGCCAAAUGGAAAGCACACAGACACACAAACACAGACAGAGAGAGAGAGACACACAUCGCUUCACCACCUGCACUGAGGUCCCUGCUGUUUCUUAUUCCUCACAGGCCAGAGGGGUUUUCUGGGAAAGCUGCAUGUCCCAACACACAGUCAACAUGUAUCAUCCAACAAAAGAUGAUAUUUAUGCAUAUGCACUGUCCAAGACCCUGACAAAAGUUUCAUCACCUGCAACUGUAGGACUCUACUCUUCAUGUGAGAAUCGAAUUAGGAUGAUCCUUAAGCAGAUGGAAGUGAACAUGAACCAGGAGGCUUCAAGGAUUGAGCAGGAAUACAAAAAAAAACCCAGGCCUCGCUCAGCUAACCCUUCAUUUACUGGCUUUCUAGCGCUCAUUGGACGACUGCUCUUCUACAUGCCCAUUUGGACUAAGCAGAAUCAGCAGUAUGAUAAUGUCAGGUUCAUUUAUGUGCAUUUUAGUGCCUGGCAUUUUGCAGGGAGUGACCUGCUUUGGGCCGGGUUAGCCAUACGACUGUUUCAUGCCAUGCAGAUGAACUUUGGGAAAUUACAGCUUGUACUCUACCGUGUGGCUCAAUAUGAUGAAGAAGAGGAAGUCAAGAAGAAGAUAGUGGAGGAUGGUCCUAACAAUUGGAGGUCCAAAAAGGUUUGCUGCUGCCCCCUGUGGUUUUUCAUCCUGUGCAUUCUUGUGGUUCCAAUUACCCUCCUCGUAUUCCUUUUGACUUUUGGCCUUCCUAAAAACGAGAUAGAACCAGAGGAGGGGGUGAAUGCAAAAGGCCAGGUGGGUGUGCUGGAGGGCGUGUUCAUCGCUGCAUUAGGAGUGCCAGCAGCAAGCGCAUUGAGGUUUGCCUUUAUGAUGGCUAAGAACCUCAUCUUCACCCAGGAUCUGAACAUCAAGAAAGGGAUGGACAACGAGCGGGUCAGCAGCCAACUAGGCUUCAUGAACGAAGUGAGGAAGGAAAUGUGGUUCCUGUCUCGCUUCAUCCAGUUUAUGGAGGUGUUUGAAAGAAGACGGAUCCGAGUGGUACUGCAGAUCACCAAUCUGGACCGGUGCUCCCCGCAAAAAAUUGUUGCAGUUCUGGAUGCCAUCAACAUUCUGCUUUCAGAUGAGGAAAGUCCGUUUAUUUCCAUUCUGGCCGUCAACCCAGAUGUUCUUGUACAGAAAGUGAACUUUGCAGAUGGCUGCUUCAGCAAAGAGGACAGAGCAUAUGCACUGUUGAACUGUAUUGUGACUCUGGCUUUCACAGUCCCACCACUGUGCAAUGAUUCAAAGCGCAAUUUAUUUCACAGCCUCACUCACAAUUCGGAACUCCCUGAGAACUUGAUCCGGAGGGAAGAUAGACAUAGAACUGGGGACCUUGAAAAGAUAUCUUCCACAGAUGAAUCUACAGUCUUCAUUCCAUUGGACACAAAACAGUCAGAACCACUCAUCGAAAAAACUACACCAGCACUGCAUGUAAAAGAGGAGGAUGUAGAGAAAUUGGUCAACAACAUCCUGAACAGCAAUGAAAUUAAUCUAAACAAGUACAUGUUAGAUGACGCCAUGUCUAUGAGGAGAGUGAUCAACUCCAUUCGAGUGACUGCGAUAAUCAUGAUGGCCUUGAAGAAAGAGUCUCCUCUACCAGAAUACAUUGCAGCAUGGGUGGUCUUGGCCAAUCAGUGGCCCUGCCGCCUCAGCUGGAUCAUCCAGUGUGUGGAAGAUGCUCAGCAGAGAGCAGACAUUGGAGAUGGUGUGGCCAACACUAAUGAUUCAAAAACCUUAUGGGAAGUCUUCAGUGAGUCUAGGGCAGAGCUGUAUGUGAUGAGUGGGCAGAUUGAGGAACUCCUCGAGCAGGAUGGAGAUCCUGAGAUGUUCGAAAAGUUUCUCAAAGUAGAUUUCCAGUUUACUUUAAAAGACUUGAAGACAUUUGAAAUGACGACAGUGAACCUGGAUCAUACAAUUAGGAAGGAGAUGGCUCAGAUCCGAGGGACAUCCAGGCUGAGAGAUUCUGGUUGGAUGAGGAACCUAGCUCCACUGCCAAUCACAACUCUCAUCAAUAUGGAUACAGAGGAUGUAUGUACAGAGUUGGCGAGAAUGAAAUUCCCCAGUAAGUACGUCGAUAUUGUGAGAAAAAAUGACCUCAAUGGUUCGGCACUGGUCUUUGGUGAUGCAGAUGACCUUAAAGUCCUCCUGGGCAUGACCUUCGGUGAAUGGGCAACCUUCAGACUGCACUUCCUGAGUUCCCUGUCACAUCUCCGACCACAAUACAAGAGCGAGUCACCUCAUUCCCAGAACCAGCUGUCCAGAUCUCCCCUACAUGUUGCUCAUCAUCAUAAAAUGACUUAAAAUUAAAUGCAAAAUGUGUCAGUGUUUGACUUGAGUUAGACGAGGAGAUAAUUAUUGACAAGAACAGGAGUAUAUAUUUACCAAAGUUAUAAAAUAUUCUUUUAAGUCACUAUUAGCCUCUCUGGUUGUUAAACACUGUAGUCAAACAUUAAUCACUAUAGUGUGUCUGAAAAUUAGCUAUAAACCAGUUUAUUGGGAAUAAGAUUGCUGUGCAACACUAUUGUCAAGAGCUUCUCCUGUGUAACAUUUGUGCCUUUUAUAUCAGUAUGAGCAUCACUGACCAUUUUCCUCUGACCUGUUUCUCAUAAAGAAAGUAGUCAGGGCAACCUCUCCAGCAUCUGCACUGCUGUAGUUAAUGAUGAUGACACCAGCUCAUACUUUAGAUACACAACCUUUGUGCCUAAUAUCUCAGUCUGUUAAUGCCAAUGAGUCACUGUCACUGCUAAACUGUUACUCAAAUGUCUACAGAUAUUCUCCUCCUGCUCCCUCGUCCACUCCAACACACACCUCUUGUCUACAGUCCCCUUGAGGCAUUUCAAUUGAUCGCUCCCUGCGUUCUCAUCUGGGGGGUGAUGAGACAUUGAGCCUUGAUACCAAAUUGAAUUGUAAUGAGUUGCGUGACUGGACUGAGCAGUUUUAGUUUAUCACACUUCCCCCCCCAAGUUCCCCCCCAAGUUCCCCUACAAAUGUUCAGUUAUUAUUUAUAGCAGAUGAAAAGCCACCAGUAAGCUUCAUACUUGCAUGAAGAAAAAAAAUCAAGUAUGGUUAUACUGUUGCAGAGGCCAGCCAAAUGCACUUUAAAGCCAACCACAGUCCACCUAACUGGUUUACAGUUUCAAUUUGAAUUAAUGUUUGAGUUAACGUUCAUAAACUAGAGAGUUUAAGUGUGAAGUAAUUGCUUUCACUUUGUUUAGCUACAGGAGCUUGUGAUAAAUUGCUUUUUAACAAAAAGACUGCAUAAAAAAUUGUGAUUUUCCUGUGAAUUGUGAAGUAACUAGCAUGUGCAUGUUUGUUAACCUAAGGGGUACAAGCCCAACAAUGAUAGCUAUUGUGUUACCUACAUGUCCAAUCAUGUAUACACCAACCUAAGUUAUCUAAGCUACCUAAGUGAUUGAACAUCUGUCUUUUUCACUGCAGAUAUUUGGACAGGUCACAGCAGGAAAAGCACAUUUUACUGCUUCAGUUUUAUUGUCCUGGCAUUGUGCAUGCUGACUCACUUUAAUACUCAAUGAAGCCAUUGUUAAUGUCACUGAUAAUAUCUGUGCUUCCUACAAUGCAAGUCAAAAUGUAAGCUGUGAAAAACGUAUUAGCAGACAACACUGUUUUUUUUUUUUCUUCUGUCUGUGAAGGAAAUGUGGCAAAUAGAAAUGGAUCAAGAAGAUAAAAAGCUGUGAAACAUGUUACCUGAAGAAAACUUACAGACCAACUAUUGUUUUCCCAUUGGUUUCAGAAUCAUUUUCAGUAAUAUUAUACGCAAAUAUAUAAUUACAUAUUGCAUGACCUUUUUGUAGGAAAAAAUAAGCUAGUUUCAGUCUUUUACUCUGCCUUUACUACUCUAUCUAACAUAAAGUAUGACAAGCGCAUGAAGAUAUAAAUUGAGGGGUUUUCUAUCAAUGAUUUAGGCUGUAAGGGUUAAGCUGAAAUGGUUUUACAGAAGCCUCCUUCAUGCAUGAAAUUGCAAACUCGAUUGCAGGUUUUACACAUUCAGUGUUGUUCUUGUUGUUUUGGCUGUGUUUUAUUUUUAUUUUAUACUUAAUGCAAGUUCAUUCUGGGUUCUGUGAAUGUUUAUAAUGAGGUGUGUGAUGUAACUAUGCUAUACAUACAUAAUGCAUGCUACAAUUUUACUAACGUAAGCUCUUCAAUAAAGUCCAAGUCUGAGAAUAUUAACUGAACUUUUAGGUUGUGGAAAGCCUUUAAUGCAGACGGUGGGAUUUCAUUUAUGUCAGAGCCCAAACAGGCGUUAACAAGGUAUAUUUGGAAUUUAGAUAGAAAUUCACUAUGAUGUGUUUAGGAAUACUUUAUUGAUCAUUUAGCAGAAAAUCAAAUACAGUAUAUGUGCUACAGUAAACUGUAAUUCUCUGUUUCUGGCAAAUCAGAUGUAAAUUCUGGCAAAUAAAAUGUAUAUGCAAGUGUUCUAAUAAUAAAAAAUGCUUUCCCAAGCAAACAUCA